AUGGCUGGGCCAUGGUUGCUGCUUCUCCUGGCCCUUGGGUGUCCAGCUCUGCCCACAGGUGUGGGCCAUGUGCCCUUCCCAUCACUGGCCCCGCCCAUCACGCUGCUGGUGGAUGGGAAGCAGCAGACGCUGGUGGUCUGCCUGGUCCUGGAUGCCGCACCCCCUGACAUCGCCAGCCCCAUCUGGUUCUCAGCGGGCAAUGGCAGUGCCCUGGAUGCCUUCACCUACGGCCCGUCCCUCGCCACAGAUGGCACCUGGACUAGUGUAGCCCAGAUUUCCCUGGCCUCAGAGGAGCUGGCAGCCUGGGAACCCUUGGUCUGCCACACGGGGCCUGGGGCUGGGGGCCACAGCCGGAGCACACCACCCCUACAGCUGUCAGGUGAAGCUGCCCGGACCAGGAGCUGCCUUCAGGAGCCUCUUAGAGGGACGGCUGAGCAGGCCUUGUGGCUGGGGGCACUGCGCCUGCUGCUCUUCAAACUGCUGUUGCUGGAUACACUCUUGACGUGCGGCCGCUGGGUGCCCCGCUAG
Messenger RNA from Ochotona curzoniae (black-lipped pika), 528 nucleotides. RefSeq names its product pre T cell antigen receptor alpha (gene PTCRA). Gene Ontology annotation, biological process: negative regulation of thymocyte apoptotic process. The record is from RefSeq and is a predicted model, not a curated record. The transcript is spliced from 4 exons. Bases 1 to 528 code for a protein of 175 amino acids. NCBI's taxonomy places the organism in Eukaryota, Metazoa, Chordata, Mammalia, Lagomorpha, Ochotonidae.